Messenger RNA from Saccharomyces kudriavzevii IFO 1802, 930 nucleotides. It is a transcript of the gene AAC1, whose product is annotated as ADP/ATP carrier protein AAC1. The record is from RefSeq and is a predicted model, not a curated record. The transcript has a single exon. Gene Ontology annotation, molecular function: ATP:ADP antiporter activity. The coding region runs from base 1 to 930 and encodes 309 amino acids. Gene Ontology annotation, cellular component: mitochondrial inner membrane. Gene Ontology annotation, biological process: mitochondrial ADP transmembrane transport; mitochondrial ATP transmembrane transport. Lineage: Eukaryota; Fungi; Ascomycota; Saccharomycetes; Saccharomycetales; Saccharomycetaceae.
AUGUCUCAAACGGAGACACAGACUCAGAAGUCACACUUCGGUGUGGACUUCCUCAUGGGCGGUGUUUCUGCUGCCAUUGCAAAGACGGGUGCUGCCCCCAUCGAACGGGUGAAGCUGUUGAUGCAGAACCAGGAGGAGAUGCUCAAGCAGGGCUCGCUGGACUCGCGGUAUCUGGGCAUAGUGGACUGCUUCAAGAGGACGGCGAGGCACGAAGGUAUUGUGUCGUUUUGGAGGGGUAACACGGCCAAUGUUCUUCGGUAUUUCCCCACGCAAGCGUUGAAUUUUGCUUUCAAAGACAAAAUCAAGUCGGUGCUGAGCUAUGACAGGGACCGGGAUGGGUACGCCAAGUGGUUUGCCGGUAAUCUGUUCUCCGGUGGGGCGGCCGGUGGUUUGUCGCUGCUGUUUGUGUAUUCGCUGGACUAUGCAAGAACAAGGCUUGCUGCGGAUGCUAGGGGGUCGAGGUUGACCUUGCAAAGACAGUUUAGCGGGCUGCUGGAUGUGUAUAAGAAGACGCUGAAGACGGAUGGUGUGUUGGGGCUGUACCGCGGGUUCAUGCCCUCUGUGGUGGGCAUCAUCGUGUACCGGGGUCUGUACUUUGGUUUGUACGAUUCUUUCAAGCCCGUGCUGUUGACGGGUGUUCUGGAGAGCUCCUUCAUUGCCUCGUUCUUACUGGGCUGGGUCAUCACCGUGGGGGCCUCCACUGCAUCGUAUCCCCUGGAUACCGUGAGAAGAAGGAUGAUGAUGACGUCGGGCCAGGCUAUCAAGUACAACGGCGCCAUGGACUGCUUGAGGAAGAUCGUGCAACAAGAGGGUGUCUACUCGCUGUUCAAAGGCUGCGGUGCUAACAUAUUCAGAGGUGUGGCCGCUGCCGGCGUCAUCUCCUUGUAUGACCAGUUGCAGCUGAUAAUGUUUGGCAAAAAAUUCAAGUAA